UUUCGUGGUGACAAAUGAAAGGCCCUAAGCCUUCCAUCCAAUUCUUGAUUUGUUCACCUGUUUGUAUAUAUAUUUGGAAGGAAACCUUGUCCUUUCGCUUCCUUCCCCCCAGACCUGAGUUAGCCACCAGCCAGAUAAGACCCUCAAAAUGGCGAAUUACAAGCAAAUCAUCUACUCCAAAACCCCCACCGCCGCCAUCGAUCCCUCUCUGUCAUCAGGCACAUUCUCCAUCAAGACAAAGCCCAUCCCAUCCUCCCAUGAUGUGCCCCCUGACUCCCUCCUCGUCCGUGUACAUUACCUCUCACUUGACCCCGCCAUGCGCCAAUGGCUCACCGCCAAGCGCUCCUACAUCGCCCCCGUCGAGCUCGGGGCCGUCAUGCGCGGCCAGAGCAUCGCGCAGGUGAUCGAAGUGGGCAGCGACCUGAAAGCCCAGUACGCCGUCGGAGACUGGGUGGUCGCCUAUUCCGGCUGGCAGGAAUACGCGCUCGUCACCGCCAAGGAGGCCGAGAAGGUGGUUGUGCCUCCUGGAGGCCAGCCCACCGACGCCAUGUCGGUGCUGGGGAUGACGGGGCUCACCGCCUACUUCGGCAUGCUGGAGGUCGGACAACCCAAGCCCGGCGAGACGGUCGUCGUCUCCGGCGCUGCGGGGGCCACGGGUAUGGUUGCGGGCCAGAUCGCUAAGAUCAAGGGGGCUAAGCGGGUCGUGGGUCUGGCUGGGAGCGCGGACAAGUGCGAGUUCCUGACGAAGGAGCUCGGCUUCGAUGCGGCCAUCAACUACAAGGACGAGGACUGGAAGAAUCAGUUGAAGGAGGCGACGCCAGAGUAUAUCGAUGUCUUUUUUGACAAUGUGGGCGGGGAGAUCCUCGACGCUUGCCUUGCUCGGGCUGCCCGUGAUGCUCGCUUUGCUAUCUGCGGUGCCAUCAGCCAGUAUAAUGUGGCCAAGCCGCAAGGACCGGCAAGCUUCAUGGCCGUCAUCGUAAGUGCCCCCUGUGUUUCUAUAUCCUGUGUUGGGUUGUUAGCUAACGCUAAUUACUUCUUACGCCACUACAGGCUCAGCGUGUGACCAUGAAGGGCUUCAUUGUCUUUGAUUUCGCAAAACAAUACCCGGCCGCGCUGAAAGAUCUUGGAACUUGGCUGUCUCAGGGGAAGAUCAAGCGGAAGGAGACUAUUGUGAAGGGCGGCAUCGAGGCAGCACCUCAGGGAUUGGUGGAAUUAUAUCAAGGUGCGAAUACCGGGAAGAUGAUGGUCGAAGUAGCUCCUCUCAGUGAGGCCGUUCAGGGUUCCCAAGCGAGGCUGUGAAAUAAUACGGAGCGGGUUUGAAUUGAUUCUGUGUUUUACUCGUCAGUUUUACUCGUCGAUUUUGAGGCUGGAGAAUAUUACUUGUAAC
This is a messenger RNA of Phialemonium atrogriseum, 1387 nucleotides long. Its product is annotated as dehydrogenase. The record is from RefSeq and is a predicted model, not a curated record. The transcript has a single exon. Lineage: Eukaryota; Fungi; Ascomycota; Sordariomycetes; Cephalothecales; Cephalothecaceae. The coding region runs from base 149 to 1063 and encodes 304 amino acids. Gene Ontology annotation, molecular function: oxidoreductase activity, acting on the CH-CH group of donors, NAD or NADP as acceptor.